GAACAUGAAAUAUCUAACCACCGAAGGUAAAAGAAACGACCAAAGCCUCAAACUGAACUUAGCUCUUCCCUCUCCUGUUCUCUCUGUCAGCUCUUCUUUAUUAUUAUUAUUAUUAUUGAAUUGAAGUACCCAAUAGACAAACAGGUCAAUGUUGCAUGCAAUCUCUGUCCCAAACACUUGCAUUCCGUAUCCAAGAAGCCGGUGUUUUAGUCAAAGGAACCGAGGCUCAACAAGGCUCUGUGUGCGCGCUUCGUUGCCAGAUAAUAAUGAUAGAUUUAAAGUGGAGUAUACACCUUGGUUGAUUGUUGGAUUGGGUAACCCUGGAAAUAAGUACCAUGGAACUCGGCACAAUGUUGGUUUUGAGAUGAUUGAUCAAAUUUCUCAAGUGGAGGGGAUUGCGUUGAAUACUAUACAGUCAAAAGCUCUAAUUGGAUUAGGUGCCAUUGGGGAAGUACCAAUUUUGUUGGCAAAGCCUCAGGCAUACAUGAAUUUCUGUGGGGAGUCGGUUGGGCCUCUUGCUGCUUAUUAUCAAGUACCCUUGCGUCACAUUUUAUUGAUAUAUGAUGAGAUGAGCUUGCCAAAUGGUGUUCUCAGGCUUCAGCCGAAGGGAGGACAUGGUCAUCAUAAUGGAGUGAAGAGUGUGAUGGGCCAUUUGGAUGGUUGUCGUGAAUUUCCUCGAUUGUGCAUAGGCAUUGGAAAUCCACCUGGCAGUAUGGACAUGAAAGCUUAUCUUCUGCAGAAGUUCAGUUCAGUGGAGCGAAAUCAGAUUAAUGCAGCAUUGGAACAAGGAGUUGAGGCUGUGAGGACCAUAGUGCUCAAUGGAUUCAGCCACAAAAUCACAAGAUUUAAUUUAGGACAGAAGUAUAAGUAUCACAAAGUUUGAUCAUGCAGAAACAAAAUUCAACUUGUUUGACUAUAUCAAAAGUUACAUGUUACAUACCGAUGGAUGAAGAGAUGAAGUUUCCAUUGCCUUUCCUCGCACUAACAGCCGUAUUGGUGUAGUAAGUGUAACCAUUUAAAUCGUACUAGUAGCAUCCAGAAAGCCCCCAUUUUCCCGUUAUUUGAAAACUUUAAAAGGUGAUAAUGUGUUAAAAAGUUUUCUUGUAGUCUUAACGAAAUAGUAAGGUGGUGGUAUAGAGCUGAAUGAUUACCAGAAAUGGUCUAUUAUCAUAUCUGCUUCUGAAA
Theobroma cacao (cacao) is the source of this 1185-nucleotide messenger RNA. RefSeq names its product chloroplastic group IIB intron splicing facilitator CRS2-B, chloroplastic-like. NCBI's taxonomy places the organism in Eukaryota, Viridiplantae, Streptophyta, Magnoliopsida, Malvales, Malvaceae. The record is from RefSeq and is a predicted model, not a curated record. Gene Ontology annotation, molecular function: peptidyl-tRNA hydrolase activity.